Ochlerotatus camptorhynchus is the source of this 1814-nucleotide messenger RNA. RefSeq lists its product as uncharacterized. Lineage: Eukaryota; Metazoa; Arthropoda; Insecta; Diptera; Culicidae. Bases 67 to 1329 code for a protein of 420 amino acids. The transcript has 6 exons. The record is from RefSeq and is a predicted model, not a curated record.
GUUUUAAGCUAAAAUAUUGUUGUGAAAAUUUCGUCUCCGAGUGGAAAGUGAAGACAGUGUGAAAAUAUGAUAAGAAAACGACCGUCUGCAGUGCUGCAGUUACUGCUGCCGCUGAUGGCGUUGACCAUCGGUUCGACUCUGGCACAAGCCGUGAAAGCGGAAAAUAAAGCAUCAGUCGAUUCGUCUGCAAUCUUGGAAAGCGUAAUGUGCAUGGUCCGACCGAACCCCAUGCAAUGCAUACGACAGCAAGCCGGCCGGAUGCUGUCCAACUGGGAGGACAUCCUCGAGACGAAGAAGCUUGAAAUGAUGGGGGAAGCCGAUGAGGAGUUCCAACGACGUACCGAGCAACGAGGUUUGAGUAAAGAUGACGACAAACAAGCCAAGCAGAGUCCCUCGAGCCUAAUGUCGCAGGUCGAGGAAGGACUGGCAACCAUUUCGGAAUUUGUCUCGGACGGUGUCGACAGCUACGCCUCGGAGGGCUCAACCAAAGACGUCGAAGGUGGCCGACCCAAGAAGCACCUGCAUCACAUCAUACACAAGAUAGGUAACGACGGCGGCAACGGUACCACCGAGGGUCUUGCACGAAGCGAUUUGGAUGAUGAUGUGACCGGUUUGGUGGAUUAUGGAUUUGGCGCCGGGCCGGAAAAAGCUAUCGGUAGAGGCAAGCAAGAGGGUGACCAGAGUUUAGGUUACGGUGGUGAUCAAAACGGUAGCGUUGGAGGUGGGUCAGAUUCAGUGAAGGAAGGAGGAGAAGAAGAUGAAGACGAACAGGAAACUGGCCGCUUCGACAGCGGCGAAGGAGGCUUCGGUGGAUCCCGUCGCAAACGCAAGGGUAAGAAGAAGAAGACCUUCAUGAAGCUGUUCAUCCUGGGAGCCGCCUUGAAGGGCAAGAUCGAACUCCUGCUGAAGGUCCUGUCGUUCCACCUGCAGCUCAAGUUUUUCGCCAUCGCCGCCAUCGGUUUGCUGAUCAACAUUGCCCGCUUCUGGAUCGACCUCAAGAAACACCCGUCACCGCAAAAAGUAAUCUACUACGAGCACGCCCAGCAUCAGCAUCACUACGACGAACAUGGCGAUGACUACGGUGGCUACUGGAAGCGUUCCCUCCACGGAGUGCACGACGACGACAGUACCAGUAGCAGCAAUGGCUUCUACGACCGGAACGAUCGUGUCGAUGACGAAUACGCGGCCCACCGAGCCUAUCCGCAGCCGCAGCAGCAGCAGCAGCCGCAACAUCCUCACUAUGUCCAGCAGCAGACGCCCAACAGUCCUAGCCACUAUCCGUACGACCCGCACAGCAUGGCGUACCACCAGCAGCGGCCAUAUGCCUAACCGGUGACUUCCCUGUGUCCCUGAAGGCCCACUUGUUUUGUACUCUUCUUCUACUCUACUUGAUUCUAACAACUAUGUAUUCCCAAGUCUCCUGCAUCACUCAUCUCAUUUCAUUCAUCGCUUCAUACCGCUUCAUUCAUAUGUACAAAUUUUAGAAGAGCCAUUCUUCGGGUUACCUUCCGAUACCCACCCCCACCAGCACAUUCCCCACUAAACAGUAGUAGAGCCAGCCCACGGAAUGUAGAACAUUGUUGUCAUUAGCUAUUAGUUUUGUUAAAUUGUGCAGUGCUAAACGGAGUAGAAGAGUGUUUGUUUAAUUGCUAGGUUAUUUAAUUAUUUAUUUAUUUAUUUGAAUUGUGAAUUGAUGGUAGUGCCGAAAGGGAAAGUGUGCCCGGAACGCACAGCAGCUAGUUAGCGACUGCGGUCGAACGAAAACGAUUUGAAAGUGUUCGAAUAAACGGAGAAGAUUUCUCACGUGGACAAUA